AAAACUUUUUAAUCUGAGAUCUCUGUUCAUUGAGAAGAUAUUUCAACGCAUAUGAUGUGGUCCGGCCUGAUAUCGACGCUUCUUCUGCUUUUCUUCGCCAAUGCUUCUGCAUAUCAAACAUUCUUGAGGCAGAUAUUCGGUUCUGCCUUGAUGGGGGACCUCCUGUCCACUUUGCCGUCUCGGUUCCAGUGCGUUGGUGCAGGUAAAAAUUUCACACACUUUCUGCUCUUCUCCCGGAUCCACCCGGACAAGCCUCACCCACUGAGACCGGACGACCACGAACUCCUAGUCAAAUCCGACUACGAUCCGGCUUUUCCCACCAAGAUCAUCAUCCACGGAUUCGUUGACAACCUCCAACUGAGCGACUGGAUGCAGAGAAUGAAGACAAAAUUCCUGGCAACAGGCGAUUUCAACGUGAUCAUAGUGGAUUGGUCCUGCGGCAACGAGUUUCCGUAUUACCAGGCAGUGCAGAACUCUAAAAUUGUUGCUGACGAGCUGGGAAAACUUGUCAACUUCUUGCAGGCUGCGACAGGCGCGGAUGCCGGCGACUUCCACUUGAUCGGGCACAGUCUGGGCAGCCACAUCGCAGCUCUGGUGGGGCACGCGGUGCCGCAUCUGGGGAGGAUUUCCGCCCUGGAUCCUGCCGGCCCGCGGUUCUAUGAUGCUCCGCUGGAAGACCGGCUGGACCCGAGCGACGCCCAGUUCGUCGACGCUAUUCACACCGAUUCCGGACACGGUCUGAUGGAAGGUUUAGGGAUGCGCUCGCAGGUGGGUCACGUGGACUUCUAUCCGAAUGGAGGCAGCGACCAGCCCGGCUGCCACAGCUCACCUUUCACCAUCCUGCCCAGGAUAGGAAUACAUAGAGCCGCACGUUACUACGUCACGUGUGACCACUUCCGGUCGAUAGAAUACUACAUCGACAGCAUUCGACCUCCAAUUCAGCCGAGGAUGGGAGAACCUGCCUGCCAGAUGGUGGGGGUCGCCUGCAGGGAUUGGGAAACAUACGCCCAGGGAAGGUGCGCCGACUGCUCCCACCCUGGAGACUGCGCAGCGAUGGGCUACCUGAGCCACCUGAACAUGGAGACGGGACCGCAAGCCACCAAACACGAGUACUACGUGAAGACGGCAGAGGAGGAACCCUUCUGUUUGUUUCAAUACCAAGUUCUCGUUGAGACAGGCUGUGGACACGACUUCUGUGGCGAUGUGACCGAUACCACAUCCGGUUUCAAUCCGGGAGUGAUACGAGUUGAGCUCCAAACUAGAGCUGGAAAAUUGGCGAGGCUGAAUUUAGAUGACUACGCUGACACGGAACUAAAACCGAGUGCUCAAUAUGUGUAUUUGGCGACAAGUCGUUUCCCUCUUGGCGAAGUGAGAGGCGCCAAAGUGUGGUGGGGAUAUUCGUCGAAACCAGAAAUGGCAGCAGAACUUCGGGCGAGCACUUCUGGCCUAAGCCUGAAGAAAAUACAAGUCAUCCCCAUCGAUUUACCUGAAAAAAUAAAAAGAUUUUCCAUACCUGAAGUGACUGUGUUAUGUGGAUCUCCGGAGAAAGUCAUCGACAAAAAUCAAUACUUGGAACUGACCAUCAACAACUGCUGAGAACUUUUCAAAAUCCACACAUUCUUGUUUUAAUGUGCUGUGUCUACAACCAAAGAUCUUAUUUCGAGUUUUAAACAUUUCUUUGAUGCAUAUGAGCUUUGUAAAUACCUUUUGUAAUUUAUUGAUAUGAUGCAGAACUGCCACUUCGAUCCGGCAGUGCAUGUAAAUAUUACUAGUAUAAGAAUAAAUAUUUUAUUCAUGCUCGUC
Molecule: messenger RNA, 1803 nt
Organism: Argiope bruennichi
Lineage: Eukaryota; Metazoa; Arthropoda; Arachnida; Araneae; Araneidae
Product: pancreatic triacylglycerol lipase-like
Exons: 10
Coding region: 52-1596 (514 amino acids)
Biological process (GO): lipid metabolic process
Molecular function (GO): lipase activity
Source: RefSeq, a predicted model, not a curated record